GGCCGGGUGGUGUAUGCACUCCAAUACUCCAAAGAUGACCCGUUGACCUAUCUCGGGGACACCGGGGCCGAGUCACAACGAGAGGUGUUGGUGGUCGUCAAGACGCCCAGGUUCUGGAGUCGACUGUUAGCAGGUGCUGACUUGGGCUUCGCCGAGUCGUAUAUGCUCCAGGACAUCGACUGCGAGGUGGACCAGCUGCUCAAGCUCUUUCAGCUGCUCUCCCAGCACCGCGGAGGCUUCCGUCGGAGCUGGCUUCAUCAGUUCGCCACAGGCGCGGCGCAGAUGCUGAAACGCAGCAACGACGUCGAGCAGGCGCAGAUCAACAUAUCUGCGCACUACGACACCUCGAACGUGCUCUUCGCCAACAUCCUCUCCCCGGACAUGAACUACUCCUGCGCGCACUGGUCCGCCGAACCCACCGAGACGCUCGAGACGGCGCAGCGCCGCAAGGUGCAGACCCUGCUGCGCAAGGCCCGGAUCUUGGCCGGCCACCACAUCCUCGACAUCGGCUGCGGCUGGGGAGACCUUAGCAUCCAGGCCGCGCUGACCCAUCCCGAAUGCCGCGUCACGGGGAUCACACUGUCGAGGGAGCAAAAAAGCUGGGCGGAGGCGCGAAUCCAGGCGGUGGGGCUGCAGGAUCGCGUGGAGAUUCUGUUCUGCGACUACCGCCAAGUGAGCCCACCGGGGGAUGGCGGGUAUUACGACCGCAUUAUCUCCGUGGGCAUGUUCGAGCACGUCGGCCGGGAGUAUUUGCCGGAAUACUUUGCGACAAUUUCGCGGCUGUUGGACCCCAAGCAUGGCAUCCUGGUGUUGGACGGGAUCACAGCCAUCAAUCGAAUCCACGGCCUCCAGGCGCGAUCAGACCUCUUCAUGCUUAAGUACAUCUUUCCCGGCGGCUAUCUUCCGACUAUCGGCAUGCUGCUCGAUCACAUCCACGAAGGCUCCGGCAAGAGUCUGGAGGUGACGUCGGCCGAAAGCUCAGGAUCGCACUAUGGCAAGUCGUUGCAGGUGUGGCGCGAGAAUUUCACGCGCAAUUGGGAGGCGAUCCGGGAGGACUACGAGAAAGAGAAUCCUUCUUGUACGGCAUUCGAGGUUGAGACCUUCCGACGGAAGUGGCUGUACUAUUUUGUCGUGGCGGAGACCAGCUUUCGGUUGCAGCUGUUGAACAAUUUCACUAUCACGGCGGCGCGGACGCCGGGUUCGGCGUUGAGCUAUGAGUCG
Molecule: messenger RNA, 1221 nt
Organism: Aspergillus brunneoviolaceus CBS 621.78
Lineage: Eukaryota; Fungi; Ascomycota; Eurotiomycetes; Eurotiales; Aspergillaceae
Product: cyclopropane-fatty-acyl-phospholipid synthase
Exons: 5
Biological process (GO): lipid biosynthetic process
Source: RefSeq, a predicted model, not a curated record